CUUUCGGCUCGCUUAUUGGUUUAGGCCCACAUCAAUGACGGAUUCCAGGUCUUUCUCCCAAGUUUUGAACAACUUUUUUCUACUAGGAGGAGGAGGAGGAAUCCGGUUACAGCAACAGCAAACUUGUAACCCAUCUUCGUUUGAAUAAUUUACGUUGUAGCGACAGAGACCGCGUUCCGGAGCGACAGGGAGAAGCCAGGCGCGUUCGGCGGGAGCAUGCUGGGAAGUGGCUCUGCGGCGAUGCGCGGCCCUGCUCCGCGCUGACACCCCGAGUCCCACCGAGGCGGAGGAAGGAAGGCUGCAAGGACCGCCGUCGACCGCAGGGCCACACCGCAUCCCGACCGGCUAGUGCCCCGGAGACAAAAGUUGAACAACACGCCUGGACACUUUCAGGAACAGCAGAUUGAAUCUGUGCUGGUUUAGACAAACGGUCCUUGUUUCUGUGCCAGCUCUAAUCCACCUUCAGCCCAGGGGGGUUGGUUUCAAGACAUCUUUUCCAAACAGCCCCUGAACCAUGGACUCCUUCAGCACCAAGAGUUUAGCGCUUCAGGCCCAGAAGAAGCUGAUGAGCAAGAUGGCCACCAAGAGUAUGGCCAACCUCUUCAUCGACGACACCAGCAGCGAGGUGCUGGACGAGCUGUACCGCGUCACCAAGGAGUACACCCGCAACCGCAAGGAGUCUCAGAAGAUCAUCAAGAACCUGAUCAAGGUGGUGGUGAAGCUGGGCGUGCUCUACAGGAACAACCAGUUCAACAGCGAGGAGCUGGUCCUGGUGGAGAACUUCAGGAAGAAGGUCCACACUCUGGCCAUGACGGCCGUCAGUUUCUAUCAGAUCGACUUCACCUUCGACCGCCGCGUGAUGAGCGGCAUUUUGAACGAGUGCCGGGAGCUGCUGCAUCAGGCCAUCAGGCGCCACCUCACGGCCAAGAGCCACUCGCGCGUCAGCCACGUCUUCAACCACUUCGCCGACUGCGACUUCCUGGCGGCGCUGUACGGGCCCUCUGAGGUUUACCGCGCCCACCUACAGAAGAUCUGUAACGGCCUGAACAAGAUGCUGGACGACGGCAACCUCUGACCCCGCCGCCCCCCGUCAGGCCCGUUUACCUGUCAGCUCGACGUGUUGAUGACGAUCAGGAACUGUUUGUGCCUUUCAGGAGUCCUGCUAACACUGACUCGCUCUCCAAAGAUGGUUUUUCCCUCGGCGGUUUUUUAAGGUUCUUCCUUGCUGACAGUGAUAUUGAUCUUUUUUUGUAUUUACUCGGGCUGAAUGUAAAUCCUUACGCUCUUAUCAGUGUAUGCAGGGAUAGGAGCCUUGACAUCUGUGCCUUCUUAAUGCACUGUUCUUUAUUCCACAGAGAGCUCUGCAGCUCUGUGAGCCGCCUUUAGGGAAGAAGGUCAUUUUCAAAGACCGUGUGUUUCUGUUGUCUUCAUGUUUGUUUCUGGUAGUUUUGCACUCCGUCCUCCAUAAGCGCUGUACUGUAUUCUUUGUUCUGUGGAGGGAGUCCUGCGUUUGGUUGUCCCACGGGGUCGUUUCUUACCACAGAUGAAGGAUUGGGGUCGUGGAAAAAGCCCAUAAACGUCAAAGGGAUGUGUUUGCGUUGUAUUGUUGAUUGUGUUGAAUGUUUGGCUGCUGCGUCCGGUCAGGAAGAGCCUUGGCGGGGCGUCGCCCCAGGUGCAAAAGCUGUUGACUCCUUAUUAGAAUAAAGCGGGGCGUCUGUCAGCUGGGAUCCACAUUAGUGCUGUCAGAUUAAAGCUACGCCUCCGUGAGCUGGCUGUGACAAACGCAGCCGCUGAUCGGAGCGGCGCUCCAGACUCUGUCAAGACGCCGCUCCAUUUCAGCGCACAUGUAACCUGGAGGAGGACGCCGGCGCUCUUUUCACAGACCCAAAGAUGUUUCUUUCCUUUCAGGGAGCAUUUGAAGACUUUCUACAGCCCACCUCUAGCCUGCAUUGAUGUGACUCUCUCAGGCCGUGUUGCUGUUGCACGGCGCCGUCUGGCUGCUAUUCCUGAGUGUUUGUGUGCCGACCUGAGAGAGCCCUGAAAAUGUAAUAAGUGCUGUGCUUUCCCAGAUAGGAUCGCUCGCACAAGCGUCUUCCUCAGCCAAAGAAAAAUGGGACUGAUGUUCUCCAAAACGCCGUCCGUCUCCACACAGGAAUACGUCAGACCGUCAGCAGAGGUGACUGCUGUCACGUAAAUCUGCUUUCUUUGUGUUUGUGUGGGCUCUCCUGUUACUCAUUUUUGACUGAAAGGCCUUUUUUACAAUCCAUAAAAAGCUGAUGUUACAUAAAUUCCAUUUUUGUCCUGGACCUGGGGGGGGUAAAACAACCCCCCCCCCAUCUCUCUGACGUCACUACCGACCACUGAAAGGAGCUCAGUUACUUCCUGUUUGCAUUUAAACUGUUAUUCUUUCCUGUAAAUGUGUUUGUGUCUCAGCUUUGUAUCCAAAUACAACAAAUAAACCAACUUUUUUUUUAAAAAGGUGA
Molecule: messenger RNA, 2483 nt
Organism: Oryzias latipes (Japanese medaka)
Lineage: Eukaryota; Metazoa; Chordata; Actinopteri; Beloniformes; Adrianichthyidae
Gene: tnfaip8l1
Product: tumor necrosis factor, alpha-induced protein 8-like 1
Biological process (GO): regulation of apoptotic process
Cellular component (GO): cytoplasm
Source: RefSeq, a predicted model, not a curated record